Messenger RNA from Aspergillus ochraceoroseus IBT 24754, 1206 nucleotides. Its product is annotated as HNH endonuclease signature motif containing protein. The coding region runs from base 1 to 1206 and encodes 401 amino acids. The transcript has 3 exons. The record is from RefSeq and is a predicted model, not a curated record. NCBI's taxonomy places the organism in Eukaryota, Fungi, Ascomycota, Eurotiomycetes, Eurotiales, Aspergillaceae.
AUGGCUGUUCCGCAUCACCGGCACUGUUUAUCGUUGGAAGGGGUGAUCGUUCCUGAACCGCAAUACUUGACGCCAGAAGAGCAUGACAAAGCUACUGAGCUUUUUAACAUGAUCAUCGAUUAUUUCGAGCCUCUGCAGAAAUCUAGUAAGAAGUACAAACCGAUAACACUUAUACGCCUUACGAUGGAGGGGAUCUCUGUUGAAGACGAGUUUCUUAUUUUCUUUUUCACUUUCAUUGAGCACAACCGACUUGGAGUCACAGAAGACACGGAAAUUUGCCUAGCUGAGACCUUAUCAAGUGUGCAAAGUUUUCAGGGAUGGACCGAUGAAGAACGACAUGCCCUUGAUGAUAGUUUGGUCAAGUUUGCUAUGUAUCUGAUAGAGAAUUUCUUCCUACCACUUAAAGCAUUGGCCGCAAAGACUCCUCAACCUACGCCGGCAUCUGUUUCUCAUCUCAAAUCGUCAGAACUAGCUAUUGGCACCCCGCAACGCGUCUCUAAUCUGCGGCAUCUCUGUCUUAAGCGUGAUCGACAUCGAUGUGUUAUAACCCGAAAAUUCGACGCUCUGGAGGGUGAAACGCGGUACAAUACCUAUGGAGAUGAAGUGACAGAUAAUGACGGGAAUUCUUUACUGCCAGAGAGCGAUGACAUGACCUAUCUAGAAGUGGCGCAUAUCAUUCCUCAUUCUCUCAUGUCUUUCAGUGACCUUGAAGGAGAGCCGAAACUGACUGAGCGAAAGCAUAUAGCCCACAAGAUUCUCAAAAUGUUCAACCCCACAGCUCUCCACUUGAUCAGCGGGACUGAUAUUGACCGACCGAUGAAUGCGCUCACCUUGACUCAUGACCUUCAUAGAUUGUUCGGUAAUUUUGAAGUUGCAUUUGAACCAGCCCAGAAUCAAGCACACACAUACAGGAUUGACUAUAUGAAGACCAAACGCAUCUGGCGAGCCUACAAACUUCCUGUUACCCGCAAGCUCUACGUCACCCCCGACAGAAAUAUCGAGCCGCCUUCUCCUCAACUUUUGGAAAUACAUCGUGCUAUCGGGCACAUUCUUCAUCUUAGUGCCGCAGGUGAAUAUAUCGAUCGAGUCAUUCAGGACAUGGAAAACUUGCAGGUGGGGCCAGUGUGCUCGGACGGGUCUUCUCGCAUUGGUGAAUAUAUCAAUUAUAGACUUGCGUCUCAACUUGGCUGGACGCAUGUUUAUUAG